CGUGGAUCACGCUGCCGACUCUGGUAGUAUCCUUCGUAGAUCUUAUCAGGGUAACUCUAAAUAGCACAGUAUGCACCUACGAUACAGGACGACAUUCACUCUCGCCAAUGAGCAUUCCGAUGUGAUCAGUGCGAUAGUAUUUAGUCCGGAUGGCCUAUUUCUUGCCAGCAGCAGCUAUGACGGGAGGAUCAUAGUGUGGUCCCUGCUAACUGGGGAAGCCUGUCACCGCAUCAUUGCGAAAUCUGGCAUAUCAUGCCUUGCAUGGCCGUCAUGCGCGAACUCGAUUGUGGCCGGUGCAGUGGAUGGGAGUUUGAUGAUGUUGACAGUGGACGAAACUUUAAUUACUGCUUCUGGAUGUCUGGCUCAUCAUGAUGGGUGCAUUCAGUCACUCUCUUUAAGCUGCAACAAAACAGACUCUGCAGACAGCAAUGCAACUGCAUGCACAGAUCACAUGCUUGCAUCUGCAGCAAGCAAUGCAGUCAUAAUAUGGGACUGGGAUCAGCAUUCUAAAUUCUGGCAACACUUCUGUACCCUUGAUCAGCCUCCAUUCAAUCCAUUUGGUGGAACCACCUUUCCUGCAGAAGUCACAAAUGUUGAAUGGCUUUCGCCUCCACAAGACAAUUGCCUUGCUGUCUCAUAUCUACAUCAUGGUAUAAUAUGUUGGCAAUUGGAUCAAGAUACAUUUUCACAAAUAUGGGCCAUUCAGAUGCCACUCUGUGGAUCAUUUAAUAUUAGUGCAGACAAUGAUCUGCUGGCAGUCUCCAACAUUUUGACAGGAUUUGACAUCUAUGAAAUACGGUCUGGACUUCAUAAGCUUGCUUUGCAAGUGAAUGGUGAACAUCCAGAUCAGAUUUUACCAAUCAAAUUUCACUAUGGCAAACUGCUGCUCGCUAGUAGCAUGGUAGGAAAACUGUAUUUGCAUAACUCUCAGAAUGCAAAGUGUCUUCAAAGAUUGAGACUCAAAGAUAAAGUUGCAGUUCAGGCUAUUUCAACAUUUCACUCAGAAGAAAGUGAUGUGUACAUGAUUGCAGGAGGUACAAGUAUCUCAAAUUCAGCAAAUUAUAUUCAGGUCUGGAAGGCAGUUCAGCAGGAAUAAAAAACAGAGAUUAAU
This is a messenger RNA of Laetiporus sulphureus 93-53, 1111 nucleotides long. Its product is annotated as WD40 repeat-like protein. NCBI's taxonomy places the organism in Eukaryota, Fungi, Basidiomycota, Agaricomycetes, Polyporales, Laetiporaceae. The record is from RefSeq and is a predicted model, not a curated record. Bases 71 to 1096 code for a protein of 341 amino acids. The transcript is spliced from 9 exons. Gene Ontology annotation, molecular function: protein binding.